Guyanagaster necrorhizus is the source of this 865-nucleotide messenger RNA. RefSeq lists its product as uncharacterized. Gene Ontology annotation, biological process: transmembrane transport. The coding region runs from base 105 to 707 and encodes 200 amino acids. The transcript is spliced from 7 exons. The record is from RefSeq and is a predicted model, not a curated record. Gene Ontology annotation, molecular function: transmembrane transporter activity. Gene Ontology annotation, cellular component: membrane. Lineage: Eukaryota; Fungi; Basidiomycota; Agaricomycetes; Agaricales; Physalacriaceae.
GGAUGUGAUACAUGGGGAAGAAAAUGGUCAUUCAAUCUCACUCUUCUCAUCGCCGGGGUAUUCGGAAUCGCGGCUGGUGGUUCGCCUAAUUUUUUUACUCUUGCAUGGGCGUCGGCGGCAAUCUUCCCGUAGACUCGGCAGUACUCCUAGAUCUCAUUCCCGAUACUCAUCAAUAUCUUCUUACCCUCUUGAAUGUCUGGUGGUCUGUAGGUUCUUUGCUUGGCAGUUUUUUUGCAUGGCCUCUCAUAGCCAACUAUUCCUGUCCCGAGAAUGCUUCAGUUUGUGAACGUGCGGAUAAUAUGGGGUGGCGCUACCUUUUAUUCACGUUGCUGUUUUGGUUUCUCCGUCUUUUCUACUUCGAUCUUUUCGAAAGUCCCCGUUUUCUUAUAAGCAUCGGAAAAGAUGCUGAAGCGGUUUCCAUCAUUCACAAGAUUGCUAAAUACAACGGAACGACGACCAAUCUGAGCGUCGAGCAGCUCACUGAAGCUGCAGAAAAGGUUGCGAAUUUAGCCGUCCUCGUAGUCCCCCGGUAUGGAUUGCAGCAUGUAAAAGGUCUCUUCAGCACAACAAAAAUGGCUAUUUCUACGACGCUUUUAGUUGCGCUCUGGGCAAUCAUCGGACUCGCGUAUUUCCUCUAUAACAGCUUCUUGCCAAAUCUGUAUGAUUCGCUCCAAGUUCUUUACAUAUUCCUUUAUCUAACUGUAUAAGGUUGACAACCCGCGGAGCCGACUUCGGAGAUGGGUCGCUUUAUAUCACGUAUAGAAAUCAAUUUAUCCUUAGUCUUGUUGGCAUUGGUGGAGCCCUUGUGGCAGAAUGGACUGUCGAGGUAUCCCGUAUCGGUCGUAAAGGCUCUUUUGCAAUUUCG